AUGAGCAGCCGGGAGGGCGGCGCGCCACGGCCACCCGCAUCUACAGGUACAACACAUCCGAAAGAUGCCGUGCGCAGAUAAACACAUGCCCAUUCAUGCACGUACAUUUGGACAGAGUUCUCUUUCUUUUUCUCUCCUGUGUGUCUGUUCGCAGCAGGUGCUGUGUGCGUCAAGCAGGAGCCUCAGGCUGAUAGGACAGCCCCGCGAGCCAUCCCGGACCUCACUAUGUCACCUCCCGUCCAACAGACAUCCCACGGUAUUCCUGGGCAGUCAUCAGACCAAACCACCGACCGCUCCUCACCCGCCCUCUGCCCACCAGGCCACCAUCACGAUGCGGCCUCUUCCGGCGAUCCUCCUGAUGGUUGUGAGCGUGUUGAGACCGAAGGGGCGCAAAGUGGAAGGGGCGGGGGUGGCGGUCAGGGUGAGGUCGCAUCUUCGUCACGUCACCUAAGGGGUCAGCCAGCCGCGCACAACACAUUGCCGGCCCGCACACGCACCCAUCGAUGCGUUACAUUGUUCACCGUGUGGACAUGUAUGUAUGUAUGCAUCUUUCUGUCUUGUGUUGUCUUGUCUGGCAGCGACGGCCCUCGAGGACCUUGAGGACGACGAUGGGGAGGAAGAGGAUGAGAUGAAAUUGCUGAUAUUCCGCAGCAGCGCCUUGCUUCCUCCCACGACGACAGGUGAUGAGGGCGAGAGUGAUGGAGCGGAGGAAGCCCAGGAUCUUCGAGGAAGACGGCGCAUCCUUGCCGCUCGCAAGACGGCCAAAGAAUACCACUGUGAGUGAGGGAGGCACACACGCACACAGACACACACCUGCACACGGGCAGGAUGAUAUGCAUGGGUGUGUGUCAUGUCUGUCGGUGGGUCUGAUGUGAUUGAUGCGAGGCAGGUCUGGCAAAGGAUUGUCCACCGGGUGCACCUGCACCACCAGCCGGCGACCCGGGCUGCCUGGUGACAGCCGAUGACGGCCUCUGCCAGUCGUGCAUGAGAGCCUACAGGGUGGCUUCCAGUAUUUUUACCCGCCUCCACCGCUCACACCCCAAAGUGCGGACCACCUUCACCCCCGCCCCCCCGCAACACCACCAAACACGCCUCCACCAAGACGCUGUGACAGUCACCAUCGGCCCCCUGACCGACACGCGCGGCGGCCGGUACUAUCUGCGGGACCUGGUCGUCCGCCCCAGAAACAAACUUCCCAAGGCCGUGAAGCCGCGAGAUUCCAUGGGAGGGUGGAGCUUCUUCGCCCUCAUCAUCAAGAUCCCCGAGGUGCUGCGGGCCCCCCCUGACCCUGACAAGGACGACUUCCGCGUGGACAGCGACGGCAAGAGAGUCUUUCUCCGGCGGAAGUCACUCAGAGAUUUCAAGACGGAAACGAGAGGUGAGGGAGGCAGUGAGUGGGAGGCCGGCAGAUCUACAUGGAUGAAUGGCGAGUGUGUUGGUUGGUUCGGUGCAUGCAGCCGCCCUCGACGCCUACCCCAAGCAGCGGCUCCAAGAGCUGCGUGUCCUCAACGGCUUCGGGAAGAUCAACAUCUCCUGGCACAAGUCCGCGUGGGAGAUCCAGUUCUAUAAGUGCACCGAAUCACUUCUCACCAGAACCAUCAGCCCGCAAGCCCGCACACAAGAGGCCAUCGACAAGGCCCUCGAGGAGGCGGUGCAGACACGCAACGAGCUGGCCAGCGACCUGGGCCGGCCACCCAUUCGGUCGCUGCCGUCUCGGGAGCUUCCUGGCGAGGAUCGCCACGAAGAUCGUCAGGGUGACUACGAGGUCGCCAUUGAGGGCAGCGGCGGCGAGCCUGAGGAUGAGGACAAAGACGAGAAUGAGGAAGACAACCAGGGUGAUAAUGCCGCGCUGACCAGCUGGAAGGAGGAACCGACAGACCCCCACCAGCAGCAGCAGCAGGACCAAGUGCACAUGGGAAGGAAGGGUGGUGACGAUGGGAACCGCAAGGCGCCCAAGAGAGGCAGAGAGCCAUCUGGAGGUGAUGCGUACACAACACACACACACAUGCUCAUCACCCCACCCCCUCACCCACCUGUGUGUGGUUUCUUUGGAUGUGUCUGUGUGUUCUGGUGUUCAGAUCCGUUUGGUGGUGCUUGUGCGCUGGAAAAGGACGCCCUCGACGCCUACGCCAAGGAGCGGCAGGCCGAGCUGCGCCGCCUCAAUGGCUCCAUGGCAACCCACAUCGGCUGGCAAAACAACGGAGGAUGGGUCAUUCAGAUCCACCUCCAAAACCAGCCGAAGACCUGCACAUUCAGAGCGCGAGCUCGCACACGAGAGGCCGUCGACGCGGCGCUGCAGGAGGCCGUCGACAAGCGCAACCUGCUGGCCAAGAAGGUUCGCCUUCCCCCGCUCCGCUUUCCCCCCAUCAUUGCCUCAUCCGAUGGAGAGGGAGAGGGCAAUGAUGGCGAUGAGAUGGACAUGGCCGAGCAUGGCAGCGGGGCGGCGUCUGAGAAGGAUGAGGAGGAAGAGCAGAAAGACGAACACGACCACAAGAGGCGGAUACGGAGAGGAGCAGCUGCAGGUACACACACAGACACACACACACGAACGACACGAGCGCACGCGUGUGUAUGUGUUGUGUUGGGCCGCUUCUGUGCCGAUUGUGGUCUCUAGGUUGGUCUCGUACCGCUGUUGCGAGGCAAAGGGACGCCCUCGACGCCUACGGCAAGCACCGACUGACAGAGCUGCGUCGCCUCAACGGCAAUGAGAGCAUCAACAUCGGAUGGCACAACUUAUCAUGGCAGAUCCAGUUCUGGAACAAGGGAGGACGGCUGUGGCGGAACAUCAGUCUGCCAGGCCGCACCCGCGAGGCCGUCGACAAGGCCCUCGAGGAGGCCAUUCACACCCGCAACCAGCUGGCCAAGAACCUGGGUCGUCCACCUAUUCGGUCCCUGCAGUCGGGCCAUGGCCAGGGCGUCGCUGAGGGAUCGGGAGAGGCCCGUGGCGAGGGUGAGGAUGGCGAGGUGGAGGGCUGUGUCGGGGCGCCAGAGGACGAAGAAGAGGAGGAGCAAGAUGAGACAGACGGUGAGCCACACACACAGGGGGGGAGGGCGGGGUACAUUGCACAAACAUAUGGAUGAAUGUGCUGCAUGUGUUGGUUACAUGCAGAGGAGUACACCGGCAAGGCGCAGAAGAGGCCGAUAGGCAGAGGAGCGUCUGCUGCGGCGAAUGGACCACCCCAGGGUGCCUCCGUGGCCCACUACCGCCCUCCACGUCCCCCUCCCCUCCUCGCGGCUGCCACGCGCCCACCCGUGCGGCCCCCCGCACCCCGUGUGUCUGCUGCUGAGGAUGCACAGAUGUGUGACGCCACCGAUCAGCAGCACAAUGGCGUUCCCUUCUCAGAGCCGCAAGAGAGUCGACAAGUGGAUGGUAAUUGGGACGAGCCGCCGUCGCAUAGUCCGUCCGACGUCAGGGAUGCAGCGGCAUCUGCUGCCGCGAAUGUCCCACGCCUCCCCCCUUUCUGGCGUGCUAUGCCACCGAUGCGGCCCCCCUUCUGGCAACCACCACCAUCAUUCUUCGGCGGUACGCGCAAACAGAGAGGCAGACGGAUGGACGUGCGGCCGACAUCUCGAUGCAUUCAUUGAUGCUGCGAACCGGACAGGUCGCGGCGGCGUGGUGAUGGGUGGCAUGGGUGGCCCCCCGCCGGCGCCAGGGAGUCUCAACGGGGCAUGCAUUGCCUUCCUCCCAGGUGAAAGAAAAGUGAAUGCACAACACUCAGCCAGCGCUUUGGCAGUGUCGUUGUGGUGCCAUUCAUUUCGGUCAGCGGUCCGGCCCCCCAUAACCCCAGCAAUGCCUGGCUUGACCCGCCAGAUCCAUGGCACCACCAGACCACCACCACCACCAACACCACCGUCAAACCGUCCGUCAAGAGCAGCAUACGGGGACAAGAGGCUGUCAAACGUGCCCCUGGGGCGACACAGACGCAUUGACCAAACACCACCGGCAGCGGCCGCUGCUUCGGGCAGGAAUGAGAGAGGGCAACCAGGCGGCAAUCGGCCAGAGCACGGAGGAGGGGCAUCGGCCGCUGCUCGUCUUGGUGUCCAAGUCAAGAUCGCCCCUAGCGGUGGCGGAAACAGCGUGCAGCAGGGCGCCUCCGAGAGUAGCAGAACCGAAGGGCAGCAGAAACAGCAGCAGAAGCAGAUGGUGCCUGCUCGGUGUAUGGAGCGCCAGCUGGUCAACCUCGACCAUGACGACCUGGUCAAGGCGCUGGAGCGAGAUGAGAAGAGCCAACUGGCCAGGAGAGUCCUGCACAUCGUUCGAGAGGUACGUCAGACCAGCUGGUCGGUCUGUAGGUCACACAGACACACAGACGAUCGAUAUAAACGAGGCCAUGUGUGCGUCUGUCUGGUGGUUCGUUUUUGUAUGCAUUUAUGUAUGUGUGUGUCAGAGUGGGUUCAACGGGUCUCACUUGCACGAGAUGAGGGGCAUGACGGCCGCCCAGAUCAACAGCGACUGUCUUGGCAACGCGCCCCAGUUCCGGGGACAGGCUCUCGACCUCCGCAUGUGGAUCGACCAAAUCUACAACAAACACGGCGUAAGCAGGCACUCACUGAAGCAGUCUGUGAAUGUGAGUCAAGUCGUGCGUGUGGUGUGCAGGGCUGUGUGUGGGCCCCCGUCCGCAUCAAGGAGGAACCGACAGAGGGUGAGCGAGAUGGCAGCGGUGGCGAAAUGGACAUGGCCGAGCACGGCAGCGGGGGGCGUCUGAGAGAGACGAGGAUGAGGAGCAAGACAAACACGACCGCAAAGCGCGGAAGAGAAGAAAACGGAGAGGAGCAUCUUCUGGUACACAGACAUACACACACGAGUGCAUUCAUGUGUAUGUGCUGUGUUGUUUUGUGUUGGACUGCUUGUGUGCUUGUUCUGGUCGCUAGAUUCGUGUCGUGUUGGUGUGGCCAAGGAGGGGGGCCCUCUCGACCUUGAGAGCAUGGGCUGCGCACCCAUCCCUUCGCUGCAGUCUCGGCUUCAGAGAGGUGGCGAGGGGGAGGCCGAGCGAGACAAGGACGGCCAAGGUGAGGAUGCCGACAUGGAGGGCAGCAGCGUCGCGCCUGGGGACGAGCAAGACCAAGACGACGAACAAGACAGUGAGCCACACAAAGGGAGGGAGGGAGUGGAUGCCUUCAUGGAUGGAUGGAUGGAUGUGUGGUGUUCAGAUGCGUUUGAUGGUGCCUCGGUGGACAGGGACGCCCUCGGCCGCUACGCCAAGCACCGGCUGGCAGAGCUGCGCCGCCUCAACGACGCGCGUCGCCUUCACGGCUCCGGGAUUAUCAAUCUCGGAUGGCACAAUUCCGCAUGGCAGAUCCAGUUCUGCCACAAGGGAGGACGGCUGUCGCGGACCAUUAGACCGCCAGGCCGCACACAAGAGGCCAUCGACAAGGCCCUCGAGGAGGCCAUUAACACCCGCAAUCAGCUGGCCAGGGACUUUGGCCGUCCCCCCCUUCGGUCGCUGCAGUCGGGGCGUUGCCACGGCGAAGGAGAGGCCCAUGGCGAGGGUGAGGAUGGCGAGAUGGAGGGCUGUGUCGGGGCACCUGAGGUCGAGCAAGAGGAGGAGCAAGACGAGACAGACGGUGAGCCACACAUAGGCAGGGAGGGAGGGCGGGGUGCACGGGACAAACAUAUGGAUGGAUGGAUGUGCACACACUUGUCGGUUCAAUGCAGAAGAGUACGGCCGCAAGCCGCAGAAGAGGGCAAGGGGGAGAGAGGCCCCUGCAGGUAGGUGACCAUGCAACACAGAUAUGAAUGGAUCACUCACCCAUCCACCCUAUCACAGACGUGUGGUGGUUUUGUGUGCCGGUGUUCAGGCUCGUCUGCUGAUCUGGAGAAGGACGCCCUCGACCGCUGCGCCCAAGCAGCGCCUGGCCGAGCUGCGUCGCCUUAA
Molecule: messenger RNA, 5876 nt
Organism: Vitrella brassicaformis
Lineage: Eukaryota; Vitrellaceae
Source: the annotation of a GenBank genome assembly